AUGUUUUACUGGAACAUGGACGAUGCGAGCAGAAAUUUGAUCCUCGAGCUCCUGGAACAGGAUGCCCUGGAGGAGUCCAACCGACACAAAGGCAAGCAGAGGGCAGGCGUGUUUACAGACGGUGAACUCGCGAUCAAAGACUGGUCUGACCAGCUCAACCAGUCUUCCAUGGUGAUUCAAGAUCAUAAGAUGGCACUAAGUUUUGCAAAAGCUGUAUUUGAAGACGGGAUUGCUCUCACUCUGGCAGCUCAGGAAGAAAAUAGAGCAUUUACAGAUCGACGACUGGCAUUUGAACUUGUUGGUGAGCAGCCACCGGUAGAUGGAGAGUCCUCGGUCCACGAACAACCCCUGAAGCUCGUUGAUGCUGCGUUCUCCGAAGCAGUCGCUUCCCAGCUCGACGAACAAGACGAGACACUGCUAGAAAGCCGCCCUAACAAGAGACGAUGCAUGGCGGAAAGCUCCAAAACCGCUGCGAACCGUGCCGUUACUGAGGUGCAAUCAGAAUGCGUGGCUUGUCUUCACGAAAACCCUGCUUGGGACAUGGUUCAGGGACAGUGCUCUCACUUGUACUGCAAAGACUGCAUGGCUCGCUUGGUCAAUGACGCCCUCGCAGACCAGUCGCUAUUCCCUCCGCGAUGCUGUCGUCUGCCGAUACCACCGUACGCUCUGAGGAAACACCUGGGUGCCGAGCUCUUCAGAAGACUUGAGGAGAAGGAAAUUGAGAACAAGGACCCAUUCAGAACCUACUGCUCCAACACGGAAUGUUCGAAGUACAUUCAACCCCCAUAUGUGAAGGGAUAUAUCGGCACCUGCCAAACCUGCCAAACGGAGACAUGCACCUUGUGCAAGCGAGCUGCCCAUGAAGGCCCAUGCAUUGACGAGCAUGAUGAAGUACUGAGGCUUGCGAAGCAGCACGGAUGGCAGCGAUGCCCGCAGUGUCACCAUCUCAUAGAAUUAGCCACUGGUUGCAAUCAUAUCACGUGUCGCUGCCGAUACGAAUUCUGUUAUGUCUGCCUGGUGAAGUGGAAGCAAUGCCGUUGCGCAAAUUGGGACGAGAACCGAUUAUACGAUAGGGCUCAGGUGGUUGCUGCUCGUAAUGCUCAGCGUCCGGCUGAACCACAACAGGCCCAGCAACAGCAGCCCGUGCCACGGCACGCUCCUGCGCAGCAAGACGUGGAACGUGUGGCGGAAAGGAUCCGAGACAUGGAUUAUUGCUAUCACACGGGACGUUGGUAUCGUAUCGAAGCUGAGGAUGAUGAAUACCUUGAGUGUGAUUUAUGUGGUGAUGAGCUUCCGGAAUUCAUACUAGAAUGCCAGGACUGCGAUCUCAGGGCGUGCGCACGCUGCAAGAAUAAUCGGCUCUAA
Messenger RNA from Aspergillus mulundensis, 1365 nucleotides. RefSeq names its product BRcat and Rcat domain-containing protein. The coding region runs from base 1 to 1365 and encodes 454 amino acids. The transcript has 2 exons. Gene Ontology annotation, biological process: ubiquitin-dependent protein catabolic process; protein polyubiquitination; positive regulation of proteasomal ubiquitin-dependent protein catabolic process. Gene Ontology annotation, cellular component: cytoplasm; ubiquitin ligase complex. The record is from RefSeq and is a predicted model, not a curated record. Lineage: Eukaryota; Fungi; Ascomycota; Eurotiomycetes; Eurotiales; Aspergillaceae. Gene Ontology annotation, molecular function: ubiquitin protein ligase activity; ubiquitin conjugating enzyme binding; zinc ion binding.